Molecule: messenger RNA, 1444 nt
Organism: Mauremys reevesii (Reeves's turtle)
Lineage: Eukaryota; Metazoa; Chordata; Testudines; Geoemydidae
Product: paramyosin-like
Exons: 3
Coding region: 417-1322 (301 amino acids)
Source: RefSeq, a predicted model, not a curated record
AAACAGCAGCUGUUUGCUUUCAAACGCCUGCAUGGAGAGUGUGUGAGGCUCUGAGAGACAGCUGCCACCUGUGUCUGCGUGGGUAUGUGGAAAGAGAUAAUAUUCCAGGCCCCAGCUCUGGCUCUGCCUAAUUCUGGACAAGAGUUCAACCCGCUAAACCUCUCAGCCCUCAGAAAACCACACACAUGCUCACCGAAUUAGGGCAAGAGCGUUGAACCAGAGAGAGGCUACUACAAGUGGGAGGAUUUACUUUGGCAAGCUAGAGGGGUACCUCAGGGCCUCAGACAAAUCAGCUGAAGAACUCCAAGGGUCUUGGGAGGCAGGAUCCCACCACUAGGAAUGGUCUUUGACCGUUUCAUCUCCAGAGCCCACCACUCUUCCUCCACCACUCAGACAGAGACCACCACACUCAGCAAAUGUCCAUUCAGGAUCUGAUGAAUGCAAACGAACGUUUGCGAAAUGAAAUAUGGGACCUCAGAGAUACAGUUGCCAAUCUUGAUGCAGAAAACCAGGAGCUAAUAAAAGGAAACAAAGAUACUAAAGACCUGAACAGGGGCUUGCAAACCAAGACAGACUAUCUUAAACUCAUGGUGGAAGAGCUACAGAAAGAGGUGGAGAACGUCAGGGAGAUGUUGGAACUAAGAGACGGGAAGAUCAAACAAUUAGAAUUAGAAAACAAGAACUUGCACAGAACCAACAAGCAACUAACCUUGGAAACCUAUGAAAGUUCUUGCCAGCUAUCUGCCGAUGAAGAAUAUAAAUUUGCUCCAGAAAUAGACUUAUUAGGAACAAAAAACAUAACACAAGAAAUCAAAAUCUACGUGAAGCAUCUAGAAGGCAAACUGGAAGACGCAGAGCAGCAACGUGACGAGGAAAGGAGCUGUUCCUCCCAGUUAAGGGGCACAUUGGCAGAGCUUCUUCAGAUCAGGGAGCUUCAGAGGAAGGACAUAAUACAGCUGAAAGGACAACUGGAAAUGGCAAUGCAGCAGGCAGCACUUCUGAGAAUGGAAACUGAGGACAGGGCCCAGGCUGGCUUAUUACUGCAGCAACGAGUUGAAACCAAACUGGUGGAGAAAUCCCUGAACCAGUCUAAGAUGAGCAAUCUCCUCCAUUGGCUCUUGAAUCUUGGAAGGCUUUUAUUGAUAUUAGUGUCCUGCUUGGGAAUUGGCACAGCUGUGGCUCUGUUAUACACCUAUUUUGUCAACAACUAUUUCAUAUCUGACUCUCUUCUACUAUUGUUUAGUGAGCAUGACAUCAAUAUGAUUGUAGAGAUCCUAUCUCGACAUGUUACCUGGAAAAACAAUGGCCCCUUCCCAUUUUAAAACCAGCUGCACAGCUUCUGCUUGGCUUUCCAGGUCAUCUUAAUUAACACUUCUUCGGAACUGAUGAGUUCAGCUCAACAUGACAAAGUAUACCUCUUUAAAAUAAAAAAUUCUAGAUUGGC